This is a messenger RNA of Salmo salar (Atlantic salmon), 1890 nucleotides long. RefSeq lists its product as uncharacterized. Lineage: Eukaryota; Metazoa; Chordata; Actinopteri; Salmoniformes; Salmonidae. Gene Ontology annotation, cellular component: mitochondrial membrane. The record is from RefSeq and is a predicted model, not a curated record. Gene Ontology annotation, biological process: intrinsic apoptotic signaling pathway; release of cytochrome c from mitochondria.
UUGACCAAAUGCGACACAAUCCCAUUGCCUUCCAGUCAAAAAAACACACUAACCACUUUGUCUGCAUAGCGUCAACUUUCACCCAGAACAAAGUACAGAGUAGUAUCUCUCGCUUCACAUAUCCCACUCUGGCUGGAAACUUUUACUCAUUUCCCUGAAAUAAUUACUGGGCGGAGAUAUCGUUCUUGAAGCUGGAAAGUGAAACUGGGGAAAACAUUUAGAAUGCGUGAUGCUCCUUGUUGCUGGAAGGUUAACAUUAUCACAGUUUGCAUCUGAAUUGCACCCGAAGUUGCACCAACCCUGACAGAAUUUGACUGAAGCCCAAAGCAGUUAAACCCAAGGCAAACGAAGAUGGCGCCAGAAUCAAGCUUGUCCCGACCAACCAAAUUUCUGCCUGUACCCGGUGAGCAGCAGGAGCCUUGGAAUGACUGGAUAAAGUAUUUUGAGUUGUACAUUACACAAAGAGGCUUGCCAGAGGAAGAGAAGAUAGCACUGUUGAGUGUUUACCUUGGGAAGGAGGGACUGCGCAUCUUAAAUACCUUGACAACGAUUGAAACAUAUGCAGCAAUGAUUGAUGCCCUCACUGCUUACUUCAGCAAUGCUCAGGAGCCUCGGGACGGUCAGGAGACUCAGGACUGUCAGGAGUCUCAAGACUGUCAGGAGCCUCGGGACGGUCAGGAGCCUCGGGACUGUCAGGAGCCUCAAGACUGUCAGGAGCCUCAGGACCCGGAUGAUUCACAAAGUAUCAAACAGAACAGAAAAAGGAUGAUCAUUACAGGAGCAGCAGCAACAGUGGGAGCAGCUGCGGCGGUGGUGGGGGCACCAGUUGCCCUGGGAGUGGCAGGUUUGACUACUGUUGGGGUUGCUGCUGGAGCAACUGCAGGGGGCGCCGCAAUAGGAACAGGUACAAUUGCUGCAGCAACAGCGGGAGCAGUUGCGGCAGUGGCAAUGGCACCAGUUGUCCUAGGAGCGAUAGGAUUCACUGCUGGUGGGAUUGCUGCUGGAUCAUAUGCAGCAAGCAUGAUGUCUGCAGCGGCUGCGGUAAAUGGAGGUGGGGUAGCAGCCGGGGGUCUUGUUGCUGUUCUACAGUCAGCAGGUGCUGCAGGGCUUUCAGGAGGGGCUACAGCGGCGCUGGGAGGUGUUGGAGCUGCACUUAGUGGAGCCGCAGGAUGGGUGGCCGCAGGAGCAGGGAUCUCAGGAGCGGCAGCAGCUACUACAGCAGCUACGGCAGGUGCUGCAGGGCUCUCUGCAACGGCUACAGCAGCCGCGGGAGGUGUUGGAGCAGCAGUUGGUGGAGCGGCGGGAUGGCUGGCCACAAGGACAAGGACACCUGAAAAGGAGGAAGGAGAAGAGACAGGAGCAGCUACAGCAGCUGCUGCAGGAGGUGCUGCAGGGCUUUCAGGAGAGGCUACAGAGGCUGUGGGAGGUGUUGGAGCAGCAGUUGGUGGAGCAUCUGAAGGGGAGGGAGGAGUCGAGGAGAGAGAGCUUUCAGGAGCGACUACAGCAGCUGCAGAAGGUGCUGCAGGGCUUUCAGGAGUGGCUACAGCAGCUGUGGGUGGUGUUAGAACAGCAGUUGGUGGAGCGGCGGGAUGGCUGUUCUCAAGAAUCGGGAUGUCUAAAGAGGAGGGAGGAGAGUAAAGAGGGAAGAGAGAGGAUGAGAAGAGAUCCCGGAGGAGGGCCCUUUACAUCAAAACUGAUUGAUGUUAUGAAUGUUUUUUUUGUUGCUCCUUAAUUAUUUGUUUAUUUUUUAUUUUUCUCAUUGUUCAUUUUUAUUUCUGAUUUUUGAAUUUAUUUUUGUGAUAAAAAAACAUGAGCAGGUGCACACCCAGAGUAAUAGUUUGUGUGGAGGUGCUGACUAACGGCGAAUAAACUAUAAACUAUCAAAAUAAA